Messenger RNA from Eimeria necatrix, 348 nucleotides. RefSeq lists its product as hypothetical. NCBI's taxonomy places the organism in Eukaryota, Apicomplexa, Conoidasida, Eucoccidiorida, Eimeriidae. The coding region runs from base 1 to 348 and encodes 115 amino acids. The transcript has a single exon. The record is from RefSeq and is a predicted model, not a curated record.
AUGUUGCUAGAUGGAGGGUACCUGCUGCAGUUGCUUGCAGCCUGCCGUAAGGGUAUAAAGCAGCAGCAGCCGCAGACGCAACAGCAGCAGCUGCAUCAGCAGCAGCUGCUGCUAGAGGCAAACGUUAUACCCGAAGUACAAGUGUGUGAGUCUCUCGCCCUCGCUAUAUGUGACCUGCUGUACUCCCAGUAUGAACAGCAGUUGCAGCAGCUGCUGCAGCCAGAGGCUUCCGCGCAGCAGGAGCGGGAAAAGAGGACACUGAAGGUCUCCUUGGAUAAUCUGAUUUUUGCGAAUUGGGAACUUGGGUUUAAGAAGGAAGCCGGGUAUGCUUUGUGGAUGUUUUCAUGA